Molecule: messenger RNA, 999 nt
Organism: Colletotrichum destructivum
Lineage: Eukaryota; Fungi; Ascomycota; Sordariomycetes; Glomerellales; Glomerellaceae
Product: Putative palmitoyl protein thioesterase
Exons: 1
Coding region: 1-999 (332 amino acids)
Cellular component (GO): lysosome
Molecular function (GO): palmitoyl hydrolase activity; thiolester hydrolase activity
Source: RefSeq, a predicted model, not a curated record
AUGAAGUCCAUCUCCAUCCCUACGCUCCUCACAGUCGGCUCCCUAGCCGCCGUUGCGUACUCGGCCGCGACCCCUCCUCAAAGACCUCUCUCCGACGAUGAUUUGAACGACCACGCCCUCCCCCUCAUUAUCUGGCACGGCCUCGGCGACUCGUACGACGGCGACGGCAUCAAGCAGAUCGGCGAGCUGGCCGAGGAGAUCAACCCGGGCACCUUCGUCUACACCGUCAAGGUCGGCGCAGACCCCAACAGCGAUCGGUCCGCCACCUUCUUCGGCAAUGUGACGACGCAGCUCGAGCAGGUGUGUGAGGAAAUCGCCGCCCACCCGAUCCUCUCGACCGCGCCCGCCGUCGACGCCAUCGGCUUCUCCCAGGGCGGCCAGUUCCUCCGUGGCUAUGUCGAACGCUGCAACAACCCGCCUGUCCGCUCCCUAGUAACCUACGGCAGCCAGCACAACGGCAUUGUCGAGUUCAAGGCUUGCGGCGACGCCGACCUGCUCUGCAAGGGCGCCAUGGCCCUGCUGCGCUUCAACACCUGGUCCACCUUUGUCCAGAACCGCCUCGUGCCCGCCCAGUACUACCGCGACCCCAAGCCAGACCAGUACGAGAAGUACCUUGAGUCGUCCAACUUCCUCGCCGACAUCAACAACGAGCGCGAGCUCAAGAACGUCCGGUACAAGAAGAACAUCGCGAGCCUCGCCAACUUUGUCAUGGUCAUGUUCGAGGAUGACACCACCGUCAUCCCCAAGGAGACGGCCUGGUUCGAGGAGGUCAACGGCACUGAGAGCCUGCCGCUGCGCGCGAGGCCCAUCUACCAGGAGGACUGGAUUGGCCUGAGGGAGCUGGACCGCAAGGGCGGCCUCCGCUUCCGCCAGAUCCCCGGCGACCACAUGGAGCUGACCCAAAAGAACCUCAACAAGACCAUUCAGGAAUUCUUCGGCCCCUACAAGAAGCGCUUCGAGGCCGAGGCGAAACCAAAGUUCGCUAGCGAGGAAUUGUAA